Messenger RNA from Lentinula edodes (shiitake mushroom), 706 nucleotides. RefSeq lists its product as uncharacterized. NCBI's taxonomy places the organism in Eukaryota, Fungi, Basidiomycota, Agaricomycetes, Agaricales, Omphalotaceae. The transcript has 5 exons. Bases 57 to 461 code for a protein of 134 amino acids. The record is from RefSeq and is a predicted model, not a curated record.
UCCUUACGUGGGAACUUGACGGUGACCUUGCUCGGAGUUAAUAUCUUCGAACCAUCAUGUCAAACGAGUUUGUACUUGGAGAAUAUUCCGCAGUUUUCCCAGCGUCGCGAGCUGUCGAUGAUUUCCCUCCCAUUGCAUAUCGCAUUCAUCAAGGUCACCGCGUGCCAGGUUACCGCCUUGGCUGGGUUGUCACUGUUACAGAAGCCGAAAAGCUAUUGGAACCAGCCCCAGAGGGUCGUGAACCUAUCCGCUACUACAGCCAUAAGCUACUUCCGUCAAGGUGGAGAGAAACUAAGGGAAAUUUGGAUCUGCAGCCACCAGACUUGAUGCUCUGGAGAUAUGAGACUGGCCAUUUGAAAAUGGUCAAAGAACACAAGGAAGAACUCAUUACGAGGUCUAUAGAAGCUAUUGGAUUAAUGUCUGAAAUGCGGGAGAAGGUCAAGUGGUAUCGGAUGAAAUGACGGUGCAACUUUUGGAGUACUUUGUGUUUUGUACCUUGUCAACUUCGAACAUUUAGAAUAUGUUGAGAUUCGUGGGUAGCAAAUUACAGGCCUCCGCUAAUUUGCCUUUCAAAUCUCUACUCAACCCCAAAGGCAAAGUGUGCUAAUGUCCUUUUGACUUGAAUUAUUUGUUGCAAUUACUUGUAAGCCCUUGUUAUGAUCAUUGAUCACGCAGUCGGAUGAGGAAUCACAUACGUGGGAACUUA